AUGCACAUGAAAACCUACCUGGCCUCUCGACCUUCGUCAUUUGCUUCUGUGGAUCAAGCCAUCAAUUGGCACAUCCGCAGUCGCACAAUCAGAGAUCUCGAGUCUGCAAAGGCUAGUGUGCCUAGUUUAUUGGUUCCCAAAGACGAUCGUUGGGUCUGGAGGACAGAUCUUGGACGCACACAGCGAUGGUGGGAAGAUUGGUUCACAGGGAUGAGUGGGUUGUUUCUAAGGGGUAGAGCUGCAAAGGCUUUGGUGCUUGCGGGUACAGACAGACUAGACAAGGAACUCAUGGUGGGCCAGAUGCAAGGUAAGCACUCCUAUUAUGGAGACCAUAGAGUAUGGCUAACUCUCUUCANNGGCAAGUUCCAACUCACAGUUAUUCCGGAGGCAGGCCACUUCAUUCAAGAAGACGUGCCGGAAAAGACGGCACACCUCAUGAUCGAAUUCUUCAAGCGAAAUGAUCGAAGCAGUCUGGUCCUGCCGCCCAAAGUUUCCGAUCUGCUCGCCCAGGGCAAAAGGGUGUAG
This is a messenger RNA of Aureobasidium vineae, 525 nucleotides long. NCBI's taxonomy places the organism in Eukaryota, Fungi, Ascomycota, Dothideomycetes, Dothideales, Saccotheciaceae. The record is from the annotation of a GenBank genome assembly.